AAAACGGGUUGAGAUUCCUAAUCGACGAGUUUUUCUUUAUAGGUUGGCCGUUCCGAAGGGCUGAAAUUUCGUUUCGGAAGGCAUCGUCUUGAGCAGUCUUGACCAGAAAUGCCUUUGCCUCCUCAUUCUGCUCUGGUGUCAAUACGAUGGAUACCGGGUCACCAGCAGGCUUCGUUCUCGCCUUAAGCCUUAGAUUCUUUAUAAAUCGCUUGCAGUAUGCAAUAAUGUGCAGUAAUUGGGAGUAUGAUGACCACCUUUUGAACCAAGGGUUAACUGCAGGCGAUGCGCUGGCAACAGCAACUAGCAAACGCGUUUCCUUUUCGAUACCGGUCGGUAGUAGAGGUUCAGAUGUAGGCCAUUCAUUAGAAGGUAGCGCCAGCCAAGCUGGCCCAGAGAUCCAAAUGCUGCUUUUUAUAAAAUCGGGUGCCGUCAUGCCCCGCGAAACGAGAUCAGCCGGGUUCUGCUGUCCAGGUAUUUGGAGCUGCUUUGAUCCAAUGUAGUGUAAUACUGGAAUCGGACCAGAAAUGUACCGACUGCACAGGAAGCUGAAUGGCUUUGGCAAUGUGCUCGUACAGAUGAGCCCCUAAUACGGCACCGCAGAGUUCUAAACGAGGCAGGCUUAUACGCUUCAAUGGAGCUACUCUAGAUUUCGAUGCAAGCAAAGAUAUUUUAAU
Anopheles arabiensis is the source of this 674-nucleotide messenger RNA. RefSeq lists its product as uncharacterized. Lineage: Eukaryota; Metazoa; Arthropoda; Insecta; Diptera; Culicidae. The record is from RefSeq and is a predicted model, not a curated record. The transcript is spliced from 2 exons. The coding region runs from base 147 to 500 and encodes 117 amino acids.